AUGUUUGUCUACCAAGGAAAGCUCAACUGGUACCACUACGGCAAGGAUGAGACCUUUGUCAUCAUCCUUCCCAGCGGCCCAGUCCGAGUUGGCGACAGCGUCUAUCUGUUCUCCCAAUGGACAGAGGAUGCUCAAGGCCGCAAGAAGCAGAAUUGGUUCCAGACCAUCACCGUCGACUCUGUAACCCAGACCGACAGCAGCGAUGUCACCUUUGUCCUCAAGGGAUCAUGGUACAACUUCACUGUCACCACCAAGGGUGGUUACAAGGACCUUUCUCUCAUCAUGAGAAACCCUCAAGGUGGUGUCAGCUCCCCCAUGUCUCUUCAGAGAAUCUGGGAAUCCAAGGAGGAGCUCACAGGAACCACACGUGUCUGGACUGGCAAGUUCAAGUGGAUGAACUUUGCUGAGAAUGAGCCCGCCAUCUUCAUCGUUCCCGAUGGCUUUGGCGAAGGCAAGCCUAUUCUUUCCUUGUGGCAAUGGACCAAGGCUUCCAACGGAAAGACCAAGGACCCAUCAUUCCGCAACGAGGUUCAGAAGAAUGUCACUGGCCUCGGCAGCGAUACUGUCAAGUUCUCUUACCACUCCUACUACGACAUCAACUGCAUCUGGGAUGCCAAGACAGACCAACUCGAUGUGCACGUCAAGGAGAAUGGUCACACUGAGGAUGUUGGAGACAUGAUUCGCUCAGCCAUCAUUGAGCGUCAGAAGCACAAUCAUGACAUUAACCCUGCGGAGCCUACUCCCGAGAAGGGUCAGUGUGAGCUUCGCAAGCCACAGCCUCAAGCCACUUUGCCACGCAUCGUGGACCCUCUGCCCUUCCCCAAGGGUCUUCUUGAGACACUUGCCCAUAGUGCAGCCUAUGUCGACCAAGCAGGUUAUUUGGCGAAGUAUGCUCUUGACCAAUUUGCCACCCUUGACGCCGACUACCACGUCGAGAUCGAAAAGGUCAAGGCUAAGGACGCCGAGAUAUCCAACCUCAGGAAGACGGUUGACGAUCUUACUGGCGACCGCAGCGCCGCAAAGGCCAAGGCCGAGGAGUUGCAGAAGCAGCUCGAUCAAGCCAACAAGGAUGCACAAGCACUUCGCGAUGAGAUCGCCAAGUUGAACAAGUACAUCAGCGACGAUACAGUCAAGGACGAGCAGGCUCGCAAGAUUCUGCAAGACACCCAAAAGAAGCUCGAGUCUCUCAUGAUGGAGAAGAGUGACCUUCAAAAGAAACUUGACGCUGCCAACCAAAUCAUCAAGGAGCUCAACGCACGCAUCGCAGACUACCAGCGGCAGAUCAUCAAUCGCGACACUGAGAUUUCCCGCCUCAAGGCCGAAAUCCAUGCACAGAAGGAACUGAACAAGAUCUUGACUUCCAAGAACGACAGCCUCACUGCUUCCGUUAAUGACCUCAAGGGUAUCCAGGUAUCCCUGCAGGAGGACCUCAACCGCGCCAACGCCAGAAUUGAAGCCCUGGAGAAACUCAACGAGCAGCAGAGAGACAAGAUUAAGAAAGCCGAGAAGGAGAGGGAUGAUGCUCGUGUUGAAGUUUCAGCUGCGAACGAGGAGCGUAACACUGCGGUUAAGGAUUUGGAAGAUAUCAAGAAGAAACUGUAUAACCAAAAGAUUGUUCUCAAAUGA
Messenger RNA from Fusarium venenatum, 1626 nucleotides. RefSeq lists its product as uncharacterized. NCBI's taxonomy places the organism in Eukaryota, Fungi, Ascomycota, Sordariomycetes, Hypocreales, Nectriaceae. The record is from RefSeq and is a predicted model, not a curated record.